Penaeus monodon (black tiger shrimp) is the source of this 2039-nucleotide messenger RNA. Its product is annotated as keratin, type I cytoskeletal 9-like. Lineage: Eukaryota; Metazoa; Arthropoda; Malacostraca; Decapoda; Penaeidae. The record is from RefSeq and is a predicted model, not a curated record.
CGUGUUUAAACUCCGGUCCGGUCGCCCCAUCGGCAGUCAAGCGGGGCACCUCGCCUCUCUCACACGUCAGUCCAGAGGCAGCUUCACCUGGAAUAACACCUACGUCGACUCUCCUUGUAAGAUAGGGUUCGUUCUUCACCCAGUAUCGGUCGCGAUGCAGAAUUGGACGGUGGCGCUGCUCCUUGUGACGGGAUUCGCAGUUUCGAUCCUCGCUCGACCGCAGUUCGGAAAUUUCGGAGGCUUUCAGCGAGGGAGUUCCGGAGCAGGAUACGGAGGUGCUAAUGUCGGUUCAUAUGCUGGAAAUGGAUAUGGCUUUGGCUACGGUAGCUCUGGGAACGGUGGAUAUGGAUAUGGCUACGGUGUUUCAACAUCAAACAAACCAGGAGUUGCAGGUGGUUAUGGCUACGGCAGAUUUAAACGGAAUCCACAGGACGCACCUUCAACAUCGAACAAACCCGGCUCAGGCUCACAUGGCUCUACGUCAAACAAACCUGGAUUUGGCUUAGAUACUUCGACUUCAAACAAACCUGGUUUAGGUUCAGAUGUUUCGACGUCAAACAAACCUGGAUUUGGCUCAGAUACUUCGACUUCAAACAAACCUGGUUUUGGCUCCGACGUUUCGACGUCAAACAAACCUGGAUUUGGCUCAGAUACUUCGACUUCAAACAAACCUGGUUUUGGCUCCGACGUUUCGACGUCAAACAAACCUGGUUUUGGCUCAGAUGUUUCGACGUCAAACAAACCAGGCAGUGAUUCCGACAUUUCAACAUCAAACAAACCCAGCCCUGGCUUCGUUGGGUCCACAUCUAACAAGCCCAGCUCUGACUCGAGCAUUUCAUCAUCGAAUAAGCCUGACUCUGGGUCUAGUAUUUCGCUGUCUAACAAGCCAAGACAUGAUGCAGACUCCAAAUCUGGAGCUUGCGAUAUCUGUCGCAGUGGCUCGGGGGUCCAAGUCGGUGGGAGUGGGGGGGCCAUUGGAGGAGCCAGUGAUGGGGGUCAUCGGGAGGACAAGUGGGAGGCAGUGGAGGAGCCACAGGAGGAGCCGGUGAUGGGGGCUCAUGGGGAGGGCAGUUUGGGGGCAGUGGAGGAGCCACAGGAGGAGCCAGUGAUGGGGGCUCAUCGGGAGGACAAGUGGGAGGCAGUGGAGGAGCCACAGGAGGAGCAGGCGGUGGAAGUUCAGGAGGUUCUUGGUCAGGCAGUGGCUCCUGGGCUGGCUCAGGCGGGGGAUCAUGGGGCGGCAGCGGUUCCUGGAGUGGUUCAGCAGGAGGGUCGUGGAGCGGCAGUGGGGGAGCAGGAGGAGGAGGAGGCGCAGUUGAGACGACUACGACGACCUCCCGCCCCACCAUUCCGUCGGUCACGCCCGUGUUGAUUUGAAGUAUUCACUAACCAAACACCAGCGCGAGAUCCUUCUGUCCAUGCGUUGGAAGGCCAUUUCUACGUGGAAUGCGUGUUGCAGUGUUAAUUUUGCCCUGUUUAUUUAUGUAAUUAUGUACUGAAUUCCGGGUAAUUUGUUAAUUUUGUAUUAGUAUAUUUUGACGUUUAACUCCAUGUUUGUUUAUAUUUCUUUAAGUUAGGGUAGGCCUGUUUUGUACAUUUUUAUUUUUAGGUAAUGCUUAUAAAUGCAAAAGCUCUGAAGUUGCAGUGUAAAUAUAAUUGUAAGGUUGACCAUACCUCUCGUUUAGAUAUUUAUAAUAUUUACAAUACAUUGCGCGAAAUCAAGUUUGGUGAUGGUAAAGAUUUAUCAAACAUAUGGAUUCAAAUACAUGUUGGAUAAAUAAAAAACAUUUUUUUUUCCGUUAAAGUAAUGUAUUUAUUGUUUAUAUUACAACCAGUGACAGACGUAAAGAAUUAUUUUAAAUUUAAAUAACCUUGUUGGCCCUUUAUAUUGUUCUAUAGACUACAUGUUUCAAGACUGGUAAUUAAAAUCAUUGUUAAAUACUGUGUAAAUUACCUAUUUCGGUUCCAGACCUGGGACUAAGAGAAGUUCUUGCAAAUUACAUUUACCUUCUUUUUUUCAAAUAUACAUAUACCAGCAAGUA